AUUUUCGCUGAAAAAUCAAUCAAAGAAUUGAUUUAAUCGGCCGUGCAAAGCUAAAACUUUUACCACAAACUGUGCACUGGCAUUUAUAAUUAAGCAGAAGAAUUUCAAAGUGCUUGACAUUGCUCCGCUUUGGUUCGUGUGAAAUAGAAAAACUGAUUUGACGUGCGUGUGUGUGCGUGAUCAAAGAAAAAUGGCAGCGAGCGACAAAUCAGUCGACGAUUCUCUUUAUCCCAUAGCUGUUCUUAUUGAUGAGCUGAAAAAUGAAGAUGUCCAGCUGCGCUUGAACUCUAUUAAAAAGCUGUCGACCAUUGCCUUGGCAUUGGGCGAGGAACGUACACGCUCCGAGUUGAUACCCUUUUUGACCGAAACUAUUUAUGAUGAGGAUGAAGUGCUUUUGGCUCUGGCUGAUCAGCUUGGCAACUUCACAAGCCUUGUCGGCGGUCCAGAAUACGCCAUGUACUUGAUACCACCACUGGAGAGUUUGGCAACCGUCGAGGAAACCGUUGUGCGAGAUAAGGCAGUUGAGUCCUUACGUACCGUAGCUGCGGAGCAUAGCGCUCAGGAUUUGGAGAUUCAUGUAGUGCCCACACUGCAGCGUUUAGUUAGCGGAGAUUGGUUUACCUCCCGCACAUCUGCUUGCGGGCUCUUCUCUGUUUGCUAUCCACGCGUUACUCAGCCGGUGAAGGCAGAGCUGCGCGCCAAUUUCCGUAAGCUGUGCCAAGAUGAGACCCCAAUGGUGAGACGCGCAGCGGCCAACAAGCUUGGCGAAUUCGCCAAAGUCGUUGAAACCGAAUAUCUUAAGUCGGAUUUGAUACCAAACUUUGUGCAGUUGGCACAGGAUGAUCAGGAUUCCGUGCGCUUGCUGGCUGUGGAGGCUUGCGUUAGCAUUGCCCAGUUAUUACCGCAGGAUGAUGUGGAGCAUCUGGUAUUGCCCACGCUCCGUCAAUGCGCCAGUGAUUCGUCCUGGCGUGUGCGUUACAUGGUGGCCGAGAAGUUUGUGGAUUUGCAAAAGGCCGUGGGUCCUGAAAUCACUCGAGUAGAUUUGGUUCCCGCAUUCCAGUAUUUGCUUAAAGAUGCCGAGGCUGAGGUACGUGCUGCUGUGGCCACCAAAGUGAAGGAUUUCUGCUCCAAUUUGGACAAAGCCAAUCAAGUGCAAAUCAUAAUGACCUCCAUUCUGCCAUAUGUGCGCGAUUUAGUCUCUGAUCCUAACCCACAUGUAAAAUCGGCACUGGCUUCCGUCAUCAUGGGGCUAAGCCCCAUGUUGGGCGCUUAUCAAACAGUGGAACAACUGCUCCCACUCUUCCUCAUACAGCUCAAGGACGAGUGCCCUGAAGUGCGUUUAAACAUCAUAUCCAACUUGGAUUGCGUCAAUGAUGUUAUUGGUAUUCAGCAAUUAUCACAGUCCCUACUGCCCGCCAUUGUAGAGUUGGCCGAAGACUCGAAGUGGCGCGUGCGUUUGGCCAUUAUUGAGUACAUGCCUGCAUUGGCCGGACAAUUGGGUCAAGAAUUCUUUGACCAGAAGCUGCGCGGUCUUUGCAUGGGCUGGCUCAAUGACCAUGUCUAUGCCAUACGCGAGGCAGCAACACUGAAUAUGAAGAAACUAGUGGAGCAAUUCGGCGCACCGUGGGCCGAACAGGCCAUUAUACCCAUGAUAUUGGUCAUGUCGCGCAACAAGAACUAUUUGCACAGAAUGACCUGCCUGUUCUGUCUAAAUGUGUUGGCGGAGGUUUGCGGAACAGAUAUUACCACCAAACUGUUACUGCCCACUGUCCUGUUGUUAGCAGCUGAUCCCGUUGCCAAUGUGCGUUUUAAUGUGGCCAAAACAUUGCAGAAGAUUUCCCCGUUCCUCGAGGCCAGCGUAAUUGAUGCGCAAGUGAAGCCAACAUUGGACAAACUCAAUGCAGAUAACGAUGUGGAUGUCAAACACUUUGCUGCACAGGCGAUUGCGGGAAUAGCGGCAGAGAUGGAGCUAAAUGUCUUUAGAACUGCCGUGCCACCAUGCAUGGGCCAUAAACUUGAAGCGGCCAUGAACUCUAAGCUAAUUGUCGAGCCGCCACCCAUGCCGGUGGAAUCUGAUGAUGGGGGCACGGCCGUCGUACUACAAUUAAAUUCGAAGAAGUCAGAAGAGGGCGCCGUUAAGGAGCUGCCGAAAAGUGAAACGGAAUGUUAGAGGAUGAGUAGCCCAAACAAAGCCCAAAAAAUUUCAAACCAAUGUGAAAACCUAUUGUAAUCAAUACCAAUUGUGCAAAAGUUUGCGACUAAUCCCAAAGCUGGUGUAACACACACGUUCAUAUUCAAUGUCCCUUUUGAAUCGUAGUUAAAGAAAAUUGUCAUGUGUUAAGGAAUAUGUAUGUGUAUCUCACAAAUUGUGCUUAACAUAAGAAACACGUAUGCGAAUCGAAUACUAAUAGUUUAAAUCACA
Messenger RNA from Scaptodrosophila lebanonensis, 2422 nucleotides. RefSeq names its product serine/threonine-protein phosphatase PP2A 65 kDa regulatory subunit (gene Pp2A-29B). The transcript is spliced from 8 exons. Gene Ontology annotation, biological process: protein dephosphorylation. NCBI's taxonomy places the organism in Eukaryota, Metazoa, Arthropoda, Insecta, Diptera, Drosophilidae. Gene Ontology annotation, molecular function: protein binding; protein phosphatase regulator activity. Gene Ontology annotation, cellular component: protein phosphatase type 2A complex; cytoplasm. The record is from RefSeq and is a predicted model, not a curated record. Bases 191 to 2170 code for a protein of 659 amino acids.